Messenger RNA from Helianthus annuus (common sunflower), 2009 nucleotides. RefSeq names its product beta-glucosidase 18. Gene Ontology annotation, biological process: carbohydrate metabolic process. NCBI's taxonomy places the organism in Eukaryota, Viridiplantae, Streptophyta, Magnoliopsida, Asterales, Asteraceae. The record is from RefSeq and is a predicted model, not a curated record. Gene Ontology annotation, molecular function: beta-glucosidase activity. The coding region runs from base 234 to 1808 and encodes 524 amino acids. The transcript is spliced from 13 exons.
AGUAAGAUAAAAAAUGAUAUUUGUUUAUUUAUAAUGUCAAAUCCUGCGACUAAUGUCAAAUUGAAUACUGUAUGUAUAUAAAGUAAACACUUUUGCAUCUUGAGCCAAAUAAACUACUGAUCUCGAUCAAAACCCCAAACAAAUUUUCUAAUAUCAAUUACUAUCGAUCAAGUUCAUCCAAGAUUCAGUUUCGAAUAAACCGCUCGUUUGAGUAAGCUCCAACGGUUGCUUCUAUGAUUUGGUGCAACUCUGUGGUUUCAUACAAUUAUUGCAAGUUCCAAUGGUUGCUUUUAUGUUGCUUCUUGUUCUUGGCUCAUGGAGAAAACAUAAAAAGAUCAGAUUUUCCAGAUGAGUUUCUGUUUGGAGUGGGAACAUCAGCAUACCAAAUUGAAGGUGCAUAUCUUGAAGAUGGUAAAAGUCUCAACAAUUGGGAUGUAUUUUCUCUUUCCCCAGGCACCAUUCGAAAUGGUGACAAUGGAUUCAUAGCAGAUGACCAUUAUCAUCAAUAUCUGAAAGAUAUUGAGCUCAUACAAUCUCUUGGUGUAGAUACUUAUCGUUUCUCUAUAUCAUGGUCACGAAUUCUUCCAAGAGGAAGAUUCGGUGAUGUUAAUCCAGAUGGAAUUAUGUUUUAUAACAAAAUCUUGGAUGAACUCGUAAGCAGAGGUAUUAAACCUUUUGUAACAAUUUACCAUUUUGAUUUUCCUCAAGAACUUCAAGAUCGAUACGGGUCUUGGCUCAGCCCAUUAAUGCAGGAAGAUUAUGUUCAUUAUGCGGACACAUGUUUCAAGAAUUUUGGUGACCGAGUGAAGUAUUGGACCACUAUGAAUGAACCAAACUUGUUUACGCAAAUGGCUUACCAGAACGGAAGAUAUCCACCUGCUCGUUGUUCACAACCAUUUGGCGAUUGUCCAGCUGGAAAUUCCGACACUGAGCCUAUAGUUGUUAUGCAUAACAUGUUACUGGCACAUGGCAAAGCUGUGAAUCUAUACAGACGAGAUUAUCAGCAUGAACAAGGUGGAUCAGUCGGGAUUGUUCUAGAUUGUUUAAUGUAUGAGCCGUUGACUGAUAACGAACUUGAUCAAGAAGCUGCGAGAAGGGGUUUGGCUUUCUCUAUUGGCUGGGCAUUGGAUCCACUAACGUUUGGAGAUUAUCCGUCGGAGAUGCGCCAGUAUAUUGGAAACCAACUGCCGCAGUUUACCAGUGCCGAAAGAAAGUUUAUGAGAAACAGCAUUGACUUUAUUGGAGUCAACCAUUACUCAACUACCUAUGCAAAAGAUUGCCUUUAUUCUGAUUGUAGCAUAUCCGCCAAUCGAGCAACUAAAGGUUUUCUGGAUACAACUAGUGAACGAGAUGGUGUUCAAAUUGGUGAACUGACGGGCAUUAGUUCGUUGCGAGUAGUUCCAAGAGGCAUCGGAGAAGUUGUAGAAUAUCUAAAGGAGAGAUACGACAAUAAACCCAUGUUUAUAACUGAAAAUGGAUAUUCGGAGCCUCAAACUGAAGGACAAGAUCAAGACGCCAUUCAAGAUUUCAAGCGAAUCGAAUUUCACCAAAUGUACUUGUCAUCCUUGGCGCAAGCAAUCAGGGAUGGUGCCAAUGUAAAGGGCUAUUUUGUGUGGACAUUGAUGGAUGAUUUCGAAUGGAUUAUCGGGUAUAGAAUCAAAUUCGGAUUAUACUACAUUGAUCGCCAAACACUUGCUCGGGUCCCUAAAAUGUCUGCAAAAUGGUAUCAAGAUUUCUUGAAAAACAAUACUCAAACACCGGUAAUUAGAUUAUCAUCAGAGUUGGUGCACAAUAAAGCUGACUCGUAAAGAUUCGUUCUGACGGACAAUUUCCGUGUUGUAAGUUGUGAAGUUUUGUGUUGUAUGUUAUGAUGCUAAGAGAAGCAUAUGUGUUAAAGAUUCAAUAUUGCAGGAAACUUGUAUGUGUUAGUUGGUAUGUUUUCUAUUUUUCUUAUAUUCUUGUUACUUGCCAUUUUGAUCAUGUGAUUCAAGUGAUACAAGAAUUUAUCA